This is a messenger RNA of Xyrichtys novacula (pearly razorfish), 4208 nucleotides long. Lineage: Eukaryota; Metazoa; Chordata; Actinopteri; Labriformes; Labridae. The record is from the annotation of a GenBank genome assembly.
AUCCUUCCAUUUUGCCUCUAAGUUGCGCCUGCGCAGUCCUGCGUGUCUGACCUUCAUAGGAGUAACCAUGUUCGCCAGGACCAGCGCGUUGGUGUUCUCCCCACAAUGGUAAAGUUUAAAAUAUUGGAAAACUGUCUUGAUAAUUGUUAGAUUUAUCUCUGUUAAUAAAAUUCAUGUUAAUGUCUGAAUAGAGUAAACAUGUAUCUCCUUGUCUUUGGUGCAUUCAAGUGUUGAAGGACGUGCUAACGUGGAGGCCGCGGUGGAUGAAUGACAGCUAAUGCUAGCUAACGUGACAUUUACCGGCUAAAGCACCCUGACAUUUGUCAUAAAAGUAAAAUUAAACCAUCACGAAUGACCAUACAGCUAUUAUAUUAAGUUUACUAAUCAACUAACAUGAAUUAUGUUAUGCACUGUCUUUAGUUUGUAGUAACUGUGCACAGUAAAGCUAAGCGGUGCUGCUGCAUUUGCACAGCCUGUAUGCAACAAAGCUAAAAUCCUGCACGUCACAAACCAGUUUAAGGUUAUAAGAUUUUAACUAACAGCUUCUGUAACUGCAGGACUUUGUUUGUAAAGCUGUUUUAUGUCACUGAAACUAUCAGCAGAAGCUAAUCUGCUCUAUUUCUGUCCACAGUGGGCAGGUCAGGAACAUGGCUACUUUGAAGGACAGUAAGUACUUUUACAUUUUUGACUUUUACACAAGAAGAAAAUUUAAAAACAACGCAUAAUAAAAUAUUGUUUUCACUUGUAAAAGCUUAGAUACAAAAUGUGACUUAUCUGCAACAGUUGUGUACAGGCAGGUCACAUGUAUCACAGGCUGCAAUAACAUUGAUUUGAUAGUUUUAUUUUCAUGUCUGCAGAGUUGCACAUAUGAACUACUUUUGGGUUGUUUUGUAGCCAUGAAAGCCUUGCCUUCCUUUGUUGCACUUCGGUUUAUUUCACACAUAAUUUAAGGUAAAUGCAAAAUAACUUGUGUCAUCCUGGAGGUCAAGAGAGAUAAUUUAAUUGUGAGGUAUAUAAAUGAAGUAAAGUUUGAUUCAAGGCUGAAAUUGACCAUUUUCUCUUAAAUAUUUUAAUUAUUUCCAACUUCCUUUGUUAGUGUUGGGUCUGUAAUAUUGCUUGACAUGCAGCAUGUAUAUAUUGAAUAAUAACAUGCAUGUUUCCAACACAUUAAAUCAUGUCAGAGCAGGAAAGCAAAAGAAAUAGAUUCAAGAAGUUGAACUUGAACAAAUCUGAGCUUUUAUUUGUUUUUCAUUUAGACUGAUUGACUUCAUUAACAGUUAAUACGAUGGUUGAUUAUUUCAUCUUUGCAGCUGUACUCCCGCAAUUUGGACCAUGUUAUGUGGCUGGAUUAAAAUAGUUUCAUUAAUAUGUAAAAUAAGGAGUUACAACUGGUUGCCCUGACUUAUAAGAAAGAUGUCUGUGUGUUCAUGUCUGCUCCACCCAUGUAUCAUACAUUUGAGUAAGGGGUGGCAGGGGCACCGGCUCCAGUGAUUGAUAGAUAUGAAAGUUUCAUUUUUCAUCUUACAUCAUCAAAUUCCUGAUGUUUAGUACCAUCCUCUUUAUCUCUCUAGUCACCAUUCGGUUGAAGUCCAUCAAGAACAUCCAGAAAAUCACCAAAUCCAUGAAGAUGGUGGCCGCUGCCAAGUACGCCCGUGCUGAGAGGCAGCUGAAGCCCGCCAGAGUCUACGGCACCGGUGCUUUGGGUCAGUACAGGAAAACUUCCCCUCUGUGUCAGUAUGAGUAAUAUGUAAGUUUUACUGACUCUAAACUGACGUUCCUCUGUUUCCUCUUUGCUCUCCAGCUCUGUACGAGAAGGCCGACAUCAAAUCCGAGGACAAACCCGGCAAGCACGUGAUCAUCGGCGUGACCUCUGACCGUGGUCUCUGCGGAGCCAUCCACUCCGGUGUCGCCAAGACCAUCAAGGCCGAGAUCGCCAACCUGACCGGCGCUGGGAAGGAGGUGAUGGUGGUCAAUGUGGGGGACAAGCUGAGAGGCCUGCUGCACAGGUACGAGGAGGAAACAGACUGUUACACUGUUACCCUUUUAACACUUUUCGCUCUGAUUCACACCUGAACAUUCUUGGGCAGCGACCUUCUUACUGUCCGAGACUCUCUGCUGGAAACAAGAGGGGGGAUACUGCGUUUACUGUCUGGGGUCAAAGCUGGUGAACACUUUUUGAAGAUUAUAUUAAAUAUUACAUUAAUAAGGUACUGCAUUGUUAGUCUUGCACAUUCAAAUGGUUAAUUUUAAGUUAAAUCUAGGAAGGAGUUUCUGACAGGAAAGACAAACGUCUGAGGAAAUCUGCGGUGAUGCUUCGCCUAAUCUUGUUUCGUAAAACCUGCUUUUUUCUGUUGAAGUAGAAAUGGUGAAAUUUACUUCUGCUUGUGUCAAGUUUGACUUUUUUUUAAUCAGGGGUGCAAUAAAGUGAUUAUUUCCGAGUUUUAUAAAAUCUUUAAAAUGAAAAUAGUGUGACAUACCAAAGAUUAUGGGCGUGAUUCAUUUUCGCAUUUAGAAAUCAAGUUUUAUUCUGGUUAAAAAAGGUCAUUAUUGAACAUGAGCUCAGAUUGAAGUUGUGUUUGCUUUAAUGUUUCUCAUGUUUGUUUUUCUCAUCAGAACUCAUGGCAAACACAUCAUGCUGAACUGCAAGGAAAUCGGCCGUAAGCCCCCGACCUUUGGGGACGCUUCAGUCGUCGCCACUGAGCUGCUCAACUCUGGAUACGAGUUUGAUCAGGGAUCUGUCAUCUUCAACAGAUUCAGGUACGAAAAAUUCAGCCUUUAGAUUUUGUCUCCAACGGCACAAGCUGUCAGAGUGGCUCAUCAGAAUGUGAUCAAACUGAUCCGGACCUCGAAAAUAACGCCCCGUCCUCUGCUGCAGGUCUGUGAUCUCCUACAAGACGGACCAGAAGCCUCUGUUCUCCAAUGACACUGUGGCUAAUGCAGGUAGAGAUGUUUGUUUUGGCUUCACAUGGGUCCUCAUGAUGUUUCCAGGGUUAUUAAACGCCUGUGUCCUCCUCUGACAGAGAGCAUGGGCGUGUACGACGACAUCGACGCUGAUGUGCUCAGGAACUACCAGGAGUUUGCUCUGGUCAACAUCAUCUACCUGGCUCUCAGGGAGUCCUCCACUAGCGAGCAGAGCGCUAGGAUGACCGCCAUGGACAGCGCCAGCAAGAACGCCUGUAAGACUCGCUCGCAUGUUUGACACCGAAGUGUUAAAGGAGAAACAUGAGGAUGGAGUGGAACGAUUCAGUGGAGAUACACCAACAUGAGCAUGAGGCGUAACCCAUGAAUACGGGGGGCCCUGCUCAGUCAUCUCAUAUCGGUCCACCUUGAGUUUCUGCUCCCUGUCUGAUCGUCACUCUUCUCAUCUCGCUCUGAUUAACUUUGAAAUGUUCACUUUGCUUCAUUCGGUCUGAUUUCCUUCUCCAAGUAUAAACUUUUUCAUCUGACAUUGACUGACGGGUUUCUCUCUCCCUCCUCCUCCAGCUGAGAUGAUUGACAAGCUGACCCUCACUUUCAACCGUACCAGACAGGCCGUCAUCACCAAGGAGCUCAUUGAGAUCAUCUCCGGAGCCGCCGCUCUGUAAGUCUCUCUCUCUCUCUCUUUCUUUCUCUAUCCUCCACUUUCCUGCUCUUCAUUUGCACAUUUUCCUCCCUGACUCACCUCGCUCAUUACACUCCUCCCGCUAACUUCUCUGACCUUUGAGACCCUCUUUAUUCCCUCUGUUCUCAUCCAUGCACGUCCUUUUUUUGUCACACAUCCAAAGUCGUCACAUUGUCUCGUGUCUAAUUCUCUCUGACCUGAUCCUCACUUUCUGCUCGACUCAGGAACUGAAGCUUGUUUUAACAGAGGAGGUAACGCCGUAGAGCAGACUGUGAUGUUAGCGUUUUAAGAAUAGAAGUGUGUAUUUUUGUCGUGAUCGUCUAGUUUGGAUCAGUUUUAGAAGUAACAGUGGAGUUUCCAGCUUGUUUGGGAUCAUUUUCUUACCUGGUUUGUUUCUCUCCCUGCAGAUAAACGGGUGAACUCAUCGCUCGCUUCGCCUCCAGCUCUUCAAAGUACUUCAGACCGGUGUCGUCGAGAGUCUAUGAACAUUUGUGCUUCUAUUUGUAAAAUAUAUAAGGAGAGAAUAAACCUCUUAUGAUUCCUCAUCCUCUCAACUGUUCCUGUAUCUGUCUCCUCACAAUAAACACUGAUGAACGAGAAAGAUGAA